This is a messenger RNA of Cottoperca gobio, 2560 nucleotides long. RefSeq names its product zinc finger protein 410 (gene znf410). Gene Ontology annotation, molecular function: DNA-binding transcription factor activity, RNA polymerase II-specific; RNA polymerase II cis-regulatory region sequence-specific DNA binding. Gene Ontology annotation, cellular component: chromatin; transcription regulator complex; PcG protein complex. The record is from RefSeq and is a predicted model, not a curated record. NCBI's taxonomy places the organism in Eukaryota, Metazoa, Chordata, Actinopteri, Perciformes, Bovichtidae. The coding region runs from base 216 to 1562 and encodes 448 amino acids. Gene Ontology annotation, biological process: regulation of transcription by RNA polymerase II. The transcript is spliced from 12 exons.
AUGGCGGUAAUGCAACACUCAGGAUGUCAGCUAACAUUAAACGUCAAAGAAGAAGAAGAGGAAUAUGACUCUCACUCUUUAGCUCAGUAUACACAACUAUAACAAGAUUGUGCGAUGGUCUUGACACAAAGAUGACCUGCAUGACCCUGCGCUUAUGACCGACAGAGAAUCUCACAUUUAGCAGGUCAAAGUUGAGGUUCCACACAGGGUGACCCAUGCUUUCUGAUGAGCUUGACUCCAAACCAGAGCUGCUGGUGCAGUUUGUGCAGAACGCGUCCAUCCCGCUGGUGCAGGGACUGGAGGACUCAGAGUCCAAACGCUGCUGCCUGCCUCUGCUGGCUCCAGCUGAGAGCUCGCUGUGCAGCCCACUGGAGCUCACAGAUGGGAGCCUGAGCCAUGUGCAUGCGAGUUCUCCCUCCCUGUCAGAGUUUGGAGGUGUAUCAGCGCGAAGCCCGUUAGUGAUCCAGACACACCAUCAUCCACAGGCUUCACCCAGCCCCCCACCCAUCCUCCAUGACCUACAGCAGUCAGACAGCACUUCUUACGUCCUGCUGAACCUUGCAAAAGGCAUCACAGCCUCCUCAGAGUCCCUAAUCUUCGCUGCAGAUGGCGCCGGGGAGGAUGACGAGGAGGGGGUGUCAUCAGGGGACUACGGGAUCGAUGGCAGUGCUCCCUGGUAUCUGCGGGUACAGGAGCUCGCACAUGACAGCCUGAUUGCCGCCACGCGGGCGCAACUUGCGAGAGAUGCCAGGGCCAGCCAGGACGCCAGAGCUGCAAGUGUCAGCAACGGUGACCACACACACAGUUUGCCAGCAGACGGGGACAAGCGUGAGCUGCCGUCUCGGACCAGCCGCCCCCUCUCCAAACAGAUCCUCCGCUGCUCGUUUGAGGGAUGCUGCAGGACGUUCACUUGGCCGGCUCAUCUCAAAUACCACCUCAAAACACACAGGAACGACCGGAUGUUCCGGUGCGGCGCAGAGGGCUGUGGGAAGAGUUUCUACGUUCUGCAGCGGCUGCAGGUUCACAUGAGGACUCACAACGGCGAGAAGCCCUUCAUCUGCAAGGAGAAGAACUGUGGCAAGAAGUUCACCACGGCUGGAAACUUGAAGAACCACAGGCGUAUACACACAGGAGAGAAGCCUUUUCUGUGUGAAGCAGAUGGUUGUGGGCGAUCCUUUGCAGAGUAUUCCAGUCUACGGAAACACAUGCUCGUACAUUCUGGCGAGAAGCCUCAUCACUGCGGGAUCUGUGGGAAGACUUUCUCUCAGUCCGGCAGCAGGAACGUCCACAUGAGGAAGAGACACGGAGAGGAGGGGCUCAGCAGUGAAAGCAGAGAAACGGGAGAGGCUCUGACACACAGCAGCCUGCUGGAGGCGGACGGCGAAAAUGGAGACGGUAUGGUCACCAUGACAACGACCGUGGAACCCAUGAAUCUUCACCACGCCAUGCUGAGAUCACCAGGCUCUGCAGACUCGGUGGUUGUUCUCUCUCAGCCACAUGAAUUGGUGACCAUGACGACCGAAGACCAUGCAUAUGGAGAAGAUGUGGUGGCGCUGCUGUAGUCUGCCAUCAUGCAAAAUGUCAACACACUGCCUAUUUCAGCUGCGCCUGACUGGCGUAGACGUUCGUUUGUAAAUAGAUUAAUGGCUGGCUUUCACCCCUGUAGAUACUUGUAAUUAGCAACCGAUGCUUUUUGACAAGCUGGCAAAGUUUGUACAAACAACCUUUUUCCUCAAGUUUUUGAAAACAAAUACUCCCAAAGAAAUACUGAGACGGGUUUAAAAGUUUAUGAAAAUAUAAUGACCAUGCAUUGUACAUUAUCAUUGUAAACCGCAGUCGGGGGUUGAAAUGCAGUGAUGACAUUCUCUCGUGGAAAAUGAGUUCCACUUAUUUUUAAAACUUCAAUGGCAGAUAUGAUCACCUGUUGAAUGUUAAUGUACCAGACACGUAGACCCCAUUAUCAUUUUAGUAUACUAAAAAACACAUGACAUUAAAACUACCAAAGCACAGUCCAUCACACCGCUGCAUGUAAACUUUGGUCUUGCACAGCCGAACAAGCCAGGCCCCCCCCCCCCCCCCUGUUCAUCAGCCUGAGGAAAACAAAAACAUCUCUCACACAAAUUGUAUAUCCAGUAAUGCAUUAUCAGAAUGUGUAUUUUUCACUCAAAUGUCAACCUCUAGUGCUUCACUUGUAAGACAACUCAUUUACAGCUCAAUAUAUUAACACUUGAAAAUAACUGCUUUUUAAAAUAAAUGACGAAUUACUCAUGAGGUUAGCUCUGCCCAGUUGUAAAACAAACUGCAGACAUCUGCGGCCGUUCGAUUAGGUAGUGCACAUUACCCGUGUUGGUUACUGAGCACCACCUACAGAUCAGCAGUGUUUGUUCCUGCCUUCUCCUCAGUGGAUCUUCAGGUUGUGGAAGUGAUCCAACGUGGCGCCUAAAGCCCAGCUUGCCUCCACGUUGUUCACUUUCUUGGUCAACUAGGAAAGGGGAAAAAAAAACACCAAAUCACUCAAAUGCCUUUUGUAUUUAUUGAAAUAAAAAAAAGUAACAAUGUU